Messenger RNA from Argentina anserina (silverweed cinquefoil), 832 nucleotides. RefSeq names its product DCC family protein At1g52590, chloroplastic. The record is from RefSeq and is a predicted model, not a curated record. NCBI's taxonomy places the organism in Eukaryota, Viridiplantae, Streptophyta, Magnoliopsida, Rosales, Rosaceae. Gene Ontology annotation, molecular function: protein-disulfide reductase activity. Bases 77 to 610 code for a protein of 177 amino acids. The transcript is spliced from 6 exons.
UGGAAUUCUCCCAAAUUGCAGUUCCAUAUAAAACAGCCACUGACGGGCGGGGAAGCCAAAACCAAAACUAGUUCCAAUGGCGCUUCUUCUUCCCGGCGGGUGCUUACGAGCAAGGCCACCACUCAGCUUAUCCCAGCCACCUCACGUUAGACGAAAGCUCAUCACUACUUUCGCCACUCUAUCCCCAAAUCGAGGAGAUUCUGUGGACUGGGUUGAAGCAACUUCAACCUUCUUUGAACACGACACAAGACCCAUCAUGUUAUUUGACGGUGUUUGCAACUUGUGUAAUGGAGGUGUCAAGUUCGUGCGUGAUAAUGAUCGCAAUAGGAGAAUGAGGUUUGAAGCUCUCCAGAGUGAAGCGGGGAGGAAACUGCUACAAAGAUCGGGGAGAGCUCCUGAUGAUAUAUCUAGUGUUGUGCUGGUUGAAAAGGAUAGAUCAUUCAUCAAGUCGGAAGCAGUUGUGAAGAUAAUGGAACAUAUAGACUUACCCUUCCCCCAGCUCGCAUUCUUCGUACAGUUUGUACCUCUCUUCAUACGGGAUUUUGUAUAUGACAAUGUUGCAAACAAUCGAUACACAAUAUUUGGUCGCUCAGAGUCGUGUGAGAUAUAGAAAUUAUUACUAGAUCCUCCGAUCUGUGCUAAAGAAAUACAAAACUCGUCUACAUUGCUAUCUUCUCUUAGAAAAUAGCAAUUGCCUUCAUCUACGCCUUAUCCUAGAAGACUCCUGCUGGUCUUUGCUAAGUCUUUCCUUCCAUGUUAAAAUCACAUUGUUGACCCUGAUUUUCCAUGCGCAACCGCAAGUAUGUUUCAAAUAUUUAAUGUCUAUUGGGCU